This is a messenger RNA of Paecilomyces variotii, 1820 nucleotides long. Its product is annotated as Ser/Thr protein phosphatase family. Gene Ontology annotation, biological process: polyphosphate catabolic process. The transcript has 3 exons. Gene Ontology annotation, cellular component: cytoplasm. The coding region runs from base 494 to 1777 and encodes 427 amino acids. The record is from RefSeq and is a predicted model, not a curated record. Gene Ontology annotation, molecular function: phosphatase activity; endopolyphosphatase activity. Lineage: Eukaryota; Fungi; Ascomycota; Eurotiomycetes; Eurotiales; Thermoascaceae.
CUGAGAUUCUUGGCUGGCGGACUUGGCGGGCUACCUUUGUCGCCAAGCCGCAAAGUCUUAGUAAGCGUUUUGAGACCAAAGACGGUGGCCAGCAGAUACGAACCCUUUUAUAUAUGGUAUUUGUCCUUUCAUAUUUUAAUUUGAGCUGUGCUGAUCACCGUAGAUUCCUCCAGUGAUAAUUAUUAUUAUUGGAUCUUCAUCGCCGAAUUCAAAACUGCGAUCUACAAUUCACUAGCGGAGACCGGACCAGACUGGGCAGUCCGUUCGCCUACAGCCGGUCCCAGCUCCUUUGUCGAGUCCAGAUUUCACGGAGCCACACGUCAUUAAGUAAUUAAUGCUACCCGGGGGCGCUGGUGGUUCUCACAGCAUCUCUUUCGAAUUACCAGUUCCCGCACCCUUUAGUUACUGGCAGGGCCGAACGAAGGAGGCGUGAACGGUCGGAGAUCGCUUUCCCAGCGGUUCAUAACUGGCAGCAGCCAGAACGGAUGCAACAAUGAUGGCAAGCAAGAACAGUUUGGAGGAGGAUUCGUAUACGGAUCCUCACGAUCUCGAAAGCAGCGACGAGUCGGACGACGGCAUUCACCCUACGGUCUCUUCGUAUCCUCGAAGCACCACUCACCCUCUGAUCGAUUAUGUCAAGAACGAGUGGCAGACGAAUCCAAAAUACCGAGAUGCUUCUAAAUCACCGUCGCCCGAUCGAUUCCCGACGGGAUUCCGGAUAUUGGCGUCCAUAGUUACGGCCCCGCGGUUCAGGCGUUAUAUUAUCGUCUAUCUUGUCUUGCUCGUGACGUGCUGGCUUACGUGGAAGAGCAUACUGGCCCCUCAGAUGGCGGAGAACGAAGCACUGGUCAAGUCGCUAGAUGCAAAAACGAAGGACCGUGUCGGUGGCUGGUACGGAACAAACGCUAUACCGAAAUUUUCAGACAUCGUUCAUAUGAGGACGUUGGAUCCGUCCCUGCUGCCCGGGGAUGAACGCUUGAGAGCGGGGGACAGGAAUAGGAGGAGACUGAUAAUCGUCGGAGAUGUGCACGGGUGCAAAGAUGAGCUCGAUCAGCUGAUGGAAAAAGUAGCCUUCAGUCCCGCGAAUGGCGACCAUCUGAUCUUUACCGGUGACAUGAUAAACAAGGGACCGCAGAGCUUGGCUGUCGUCGAUUUUGCUCGUCAACACUAUGCCUCCUGUGUGCGUGGUAACCACGAAGACAGAAUCUUACUGCUGCGUCAGCAGAUGAAGGAUUCCAAUACUCUGGCGCAGCCAGAUGAGUUGGACAAGGAUACCAUCUCCAGUGGCCAUUACACUGAGCGAAAACUCGCAAAACAACUGAACGAUGACGAGGCAGAUUGGCUCGAGGCUUGCCCCGUGAUCUUGAAGUUAGGACAAAUCAAGGACAUGGGGCAAGUGGUCGUCGUCCAUGGGGGUUUGGUGCCUGGGGUUGAUCUCGACAGACAAGAUCCUUCCAGCGUGAUGAACAUGCGGACGAUUGACUUGGACACCCACGUUCCAAGUCCGUCUAGAGAUGGCAUGCCGUGGACUAAGGUCUUCAAUAAGUACUCGUCUAUGCUUUACUCUGAAAUCAAACGAACCGUCCCGAACGCGAAAUCUAGAAUGAUGACCGUAAUCUACGGCCACGACGCCGCAUCUGGUCUGAAUAUCAAGAAGUACACCAAGGGUCUCGACUCCGGAUGUGUCAAAGGUGGAAAGCUCACUGCAAUGGUCAUCGAAGAUGGCGGUAAGCAACACACCGUCUCGGUGAAAUGCUCCAAUUACCUUGAAGGUUAAAAGCGCAGGCAAGCUCCAAAAUAGCCUCGUCCUAUUCUAACUU